AAUAGCCAACAAAUUCAAAAGUCCAAGAUAUGGGGCACAUGUAGACAACUGUACCACAGCAAUUCAAACGUCGCCGUCUUGGACUUCAUUCUUCUUCUCCUUCCAAUCUCCUUCUUCUCCGAUCCCUCCAUCGCUCCCCAAUGAACCCAAUACCUCUCAAUCUCAUACUCCUCUUCCUCUAUUUCACCCCCGCGCUCUCGCUGGACCCAAAAUUCGAGGCCUGCGAGCCCAAAACAUGCGGCGCAGGCCCAAACAUAAGCUACCCCUUCUACAUCCGAGGGAGACAAAACCCCUUCUGCGGGAACCCAGGGUUCGAAGUCACGUGCGGCCACAAUGGGCUCCCGAUUCUGAAUCUGAUAAACAGCAACUACACGGUGGAGAGAAUCUUCUACAGAAACCACACGCUGCGAGUGACGAACCCGGCGUUUUCGCGGGGGAACGGGUCGUCGGCGUGCUUGGGUCACGCGCAGAACGUGACGGUGGGGAGGUACAGGUUCCGCGUGGCGCCGGGGCAGAGGGAGGUGUGGGUGGCGUACGGGUGCCAGGGGGUGGGGGCGCGGAGGAUCGGGUGCGACGCGGGGAACGGAACGGCGUCGGUUUGGGGGGUGGAGGUGGAGGCGGAGGUGGCGAGGGGGAAGUGCUCGGGCGGCGUGGUGGCGGCGACGGUGGAGGAUGUGAGAGGCGGCGUGGCGGAGGCGCUGAGGAGAGGGUUUUUGUUGAUUUGGAAUGCGACUAACUGCACGGAGUGCAUGAACAGCGGAGGGAGGUGCGGCUUUGACCCUGACCCCGACACAUAUGCUUUUCGCUGUUACUGUCCUGAUAGGCCUCAUGCAGUCAAAUGUGCUGCAGGGACAAAAGGGUUGAGUAAUGCAGGAAAAGUAGGCAUAGGUUCAAGUGUUGGACUACUAUGCAUCGUGGUGAUUGGUUGGCUCCUACAUUACAAAAGAAAACACAGUUCCUCAGGUGAUGAACUCCAAACAAGAAGUACUUAUUCUGAUCCCUCUCCGGAUCCAGAUGUCGAAGGUGGCAGUGCAUACUGUGGAGUUCAUCUCUUCUCCUACAAGGAGCUUGAAGAAGCAACAAACCGUUUCGACCUUAAUAAGCAAAUUGGAGAUGGAGGCUUUGGUACCGUCUACUUUGGGAAACUGAAAGAUGGAAGGGAAGUUGCUGUGAAGCACUUAUAUGAUCAUAACUACAGGCGAGUAGAACAGUUCAUGAAUGAAGUUCAGAUCCUCACACGUUUACGCCACAGAAAUCUUGUGUCACUCUAUGGCUGCACUUCACGUCAGAGCCGUGAGCUACUUCUUGUGUAUGAAUACAUUCCAAAUGGCACAGUUGCCAGCCAUCUCCAUGGUGAACUGGCAAAGCCUGGCUUGCUAACAUGGCCUAUACGAAUCAAAAUCGCCGUAGAGACUGCUAGUGCAUUGGCCUAUCUUCAUGCUUCUAAAAUCAUUCACCGUGAUGUCAAGACUAACAACAUUCUUCUUGACAACAGUUUCUGUGUUAAAGUUGCGGAUUUUGGCCUUUCAAGACUGUUUCCAAAUGACAUCACACAUGUCUCCACAGCACCACAAGGGACCCCGGGUUAUGUUGAUCCGGAAUAUCACCAAUGCUACCACCUCACUAGCAAGAGUGAUGUGUAUAGCUUUGGAGUUGUGCUCAUUGAGCUAAUAUCAUCCAUGCCAGCUGUUGAUAUGAACAGGCAUAAGGAUGAAAUCAACUUGUCAAAUCUAGCCAUAAAGAAGAUCAAAAAGGGUGCAUUGAGUGAACUGGUUGACCCUUAUCUGGGUUUUGAAUCAGACAAUGAGGUCAAGAGGAUGAUAGUUGAGGUUGCAGAAUUGGCUUUUCAGUGUUUGCAAUUGGACAGGGAAUUUAGACCUUCCAUGGAGGAAGUCCUUGAGGUGUUGAAGAGAAUUGAAAGAGGGAAGGAUGAGACAAAGCAUCUGGAAGAAGCAGAUGUUCAUAGCUCUGAGGUUUCACAUAGUAAUGCAAAAGAAUUGGAUGAAGCUGGAUUAUUGAAGAAUAGGAAGCCACCUUCUUCACCAAUAUCUGUUACUGAAAGUUGGGAAAGUAAAUCUACCACGCCUAAUGUAAGUUCUUAAACACUUGGCUUAUUAUCAGUUAGUGAUACUUAACAAGCAUUCAGCACUCAUUGUAUCUUGUCAUCCACUUGUAUAGUUAUAGGAUGAUUGUAUUAUGCGGCAAAUCGUAGUCAAGCCUGGAGUUGAGUGAUUAUAAAUUUGAAUAUUCAGAAUAAAAGAAAAUGUAGUUUUUGAUUUUAGAAAUGUGCUACUGCUGCCACUUUUAAGCUAUACGCAGGACCAUUUUUAGGUGCCGGAGUAUCAUACACCGCUCCAAAUAUUUAAUUAAAACAAUAUUAUUUAUUGACUUGCAUAAAUUUAUAUUAAGCCAACACCUUC
Cajanus cajan (pigeon pea) is the source of this 2420-nucleotide messenger RNA. Its product is annotated as LEAF RUST 10 DISEASE-RESISTANCE LOCUS RECEPTOR-LIKE PROTEIN KINASE-like 1.2. Lineage: Eukaryota; Viridiplantae; Streptophyta; Magnoliopsida; Fabales; Fabaceae. Gene Ontology annotation, biological process: protein phosphorylation. The record is from RefSeq and is a predicted model, not a curated record. Gene Ontology annotation, molecular function: protein kinase activity; ATP binding; polysaccharide binding.